Leptopilina heterotoma is the source of this 966-nucleotide messenger RNA. RefSeq lists its product as uncharacterized. The transcript is spliced from 6 exons. Lineage: Eukaryota; Metazoa; Arthropoda; Insecta; Hymenoptera; Figitidae. The record is from RefSeq and is a predicted model, not a curated record. The coding region runs from base 1 to 966 and encodes 321 amino acids.
AUGACAAAAAUUAUUCGUUCAAAAAAAUAUAAUGUUACUAAUAAUACGAAACUUGCGAUGCAAGUUCCUUCAUUAGAUGAUGAAAUUUCGGACCCAUUUCUUAUGCAAGAUCAUCAUGAUGCAGAUGACUCCGCAAGCGAUUGUGAAAGGCAGUCUGAGAGUCCGACUUUACAGCCUCCUUCAAAAAAGCAAAACUUAAAUGACAACACAAUUAAAGGGACUGGAAAAUUUGAAAUUAAAGAUAAGUCGAAAAUUCCAAGGGAGAAAACGAAUAAAAUCAACAAUUCGAUAAAUUCAUUAGAAGGAUCCUCUAAAACUUCAGCAAAAUCGUCUUCUUCAUCUCUUUCAUACAGAAAAAAUGAACUUGAAUCUGAUACACUUUCGUCAAGUUUAUCCUCUUCACAUGUUGAAGUCAGACAAAGUCAACUUGAUGAAAUUUUGGCUAUAUGCAGAAUAAACGAGAUGUACCUAAAAGAAUUGUUAAAUAAGGAACGAAUUUUAAAUGCGAAAGUGGAGCAACUUUUAUCAGACAAAAAUGUUGUUUCGAAAUAUUAUAAUUUUGCUGAAGAGCACAAACUGGGAAUUCCAUUUCAAGAGAUGGAAGAUUUUGAGAAAUUCGAAGAAUCGCUUUUAUCUAAUGAUUUUAAGGUUAAAUUCGAAUCUUCUCUCAGCAUGCAUUUUGACUCCACUUUAAAUACGCGCAAGACCAUUACAAACAUAUUAAAAAAGUACUUUUCGAAGAACCUUGCACUUAAUUUUGUAGCAAUGAAAGUUACUGGAGAUAAAAAAAUAUUUAAGAACACAAUGAUGUUUACUUCUAUGCUCAAUGCCAUUUCAGAUACUCAUAAAGAUCAUUUGGGUGCUCCUAUUGUGGAAGGAACAUUUUUAAAUGAAUUGAAAAAUGUGUUACCAAACGUUAAAGAUUGGGAAGGUGGUCGGAAGAGUAGACAUAAGGAACCUGAAUAA